Papilio polytes (common Mormon) is the source of this 3262-nucleotide messenger RNA. RefSeq names its product ephrin-A4 (gene Ephrin). The record is from RefSeq and is a predicted model, not a curated record. Gene Ontology annotation, cellular component: plasma membrane. The transcript has a single exon. Gene Ontology annotation, molecular function: ephrin receptor binding. Gene Ontology annotation, biological process: ephrin receptor signaling pathway; axon guidance. Bases 487 to 1269 code for a protein of 260 amino acids. NCBI's taxonomy places the organism in Eukaryota, Metazoa, Arthropoda, Insecta, Lepidoptera, Papilionidae.
CUGAGCUGCAUUCCAGUAGUUUGGCCGACCGCCGCGCGGCGUUACGUGUAUUCCGGCUGUUUGCGACGCCCGCUCUUACCACAAAGAACGCUUCAGUAUUGUAAAAAAUCUGUGAUGUAUUGAUUAAUUCCAACAUUUUACCAACACAAAAACCGUCGGCGAACUAAAUUGGACUCGAUUUGGACACGGUGUGCGUUGUUUAAGUGAGCUUCUCUAGCGUUUUACUGCGGGCCACGUCCUAUGGAAUUCCACAUUUAUCGAUGAAUAGAAUCUAGUGUGUGGACCGAACAUGGUGGACUUUACGGUGCGAUGUUGAAUGCGUACGGAUUGUUCGUGUUUUCUGUGUUAAAUUCCUAUAUUUUUUAGUGUGAAAUUGUGAAUUUUGUGUCUAUAAAUAUGGAUUGGUAUGCGAAUGCUUAAAACGCUACCCAGGAGGGAUAGAGUUUGCGUCGGAUAAUGAGAGUUGGUGAACGAUAAACAGUAAGAAUGGUAUCGUACGGCUACUUCGGGCUUCGGCAAGCUCCGUGGACACUGCUCGUCCUCAUCUUUUUCGUCGAAAGCGUGAUGGGGAAUUACGCAAAAUCUUUCUAUAUACAUUGGAACACAACAAACAGUAUAUUCAGAAUAGACAAUACCGAUCACGUAUUCGAUCUAAAUAAAGGAAAUGCACAGUUUGAAUACGACCAAGUAAACAUAAUAUGUCCUGUUUACGCACCGGAUACAUUCGAAGAAGACAUGGAAAAGUAUAUAAUAUAUAAUGUAAGUAAAGAAGAAUAUGAUUCGUGUCGAAUAACGAAUCCAAAUCCACGGAUUAUAGCAAUAUGCGAUAAGCCGAACAAGUUGAUGUUUUUCACCAUCACCUUCCGGCCAUUCACACCGCAACCCGGCGGUUUAGAAUUUCUACCGGGGAAGGAUUAUUAUUUUAUAUCAACAUCCAGUAAAGAUGAUUUACACAGAAGAAUCGGCGGCCGAUGUCUAAGUCAUAACAUGAAGCUAGUGUUUCGUGUGUGCUGUAAGCCGGAGGAGCAGUCGCCCGUGCCGCCGCCGCAGCCUACCCUGCCUCCUCCGCCACCGCCCCCGACAGCCCCGCCAACGACCACUACAACCACGACCGUCAAACCGGUCACUAAAAAGACGCACAAGUACGAUAAGACACCUAACGAAGUGGUGAAGAGCGAGGAGCUUUCAUAUUCGCGCGGCGCAGCGUUGGCUUCGUCGCUCGCCCUCGCCCUCGCAGCGAGCGCGGUUUUAGCGCCCCUGGCUCGGUGAAUGUGCGCCAAGGCGGCGCGGCCCCCGCGUCCCGACCUGCUGGCGAAGCCCUGCUCAGCUCACAGUACACAAACUCUACAAUCGCUCCACUUGCGCCCGGACACUUUAGUCUUCACGUAAAUCAGUUUAAGAUAGUGCUGAAAACUAUGUGGUGAACUGUAGGUUAGUGACGGGUCUAGUGACGUUCUUGUGAUCUGUUAUUGUGUGUAAAAGGAUUUUCUUUUAGUACUUAGUGCUGUGAGAGCAGGAGCUGUGGUUUGGUGUCGGGGGUCGAUGUCCGUUAAGUGCAGUGACUUUGUAGAUUUGUGCAAAAUUCCUAGGUAUUUCUAUAAAGUUCCAAUGACUUUAGUCCUUAAGGAACCUAAGUCGAGAGCCUAAUUUUUACUAUUGUAAUUAAAGUAUAUUGGGCCUACUGAAUAAUCGAACUAAUAUAUUAUACACUUGAAGAUCGAUUCGUAGAAACGCAACCUGCGAACGUAUAUAUAAAAAUGUUAACAUGUGUAAUGGUAAUAUAGAUUUCUUAAACCAUUAGGAAUUAAACAAUUUUUAUAUUUUCACUAAUGCAAUGAAGGAUAUUUGACUAAGAAUUAGUAUGCAAAAUACAGAUAUUAUAGGAGAAGUCUUAUAUAGUUGAUGAGAAUUAGUUAGAUCUUAAUUUAGUUCAAAAGACAGUUUUUUUUUAUUAUUUUUCAUGCGACGUAUAUUUAGAAUUUAUUUAUACGAAAAAAAAAAUGCUCGGACAAGUUAAGAAUCUUGUCCAGAAAAUACUGUGAUUUUGGUUUUAUUUAGGUGGUAAUUUUUCUCUUUAUGCUUUCAUUAUGUGAUAUGAAACUAAUUGUAUUUAAUGUAAAAGCAUUUUUUUCAAUAUUAUUUCUUUUCUCGACUGAUUUUCGCGAAUACGCUUGUUCUUAUAAUUUUAUAAUGCAGUAUUUAAGGGCCUAUUCACAAUCACGAAUAUUAUUUAAGAGAGAAUAAUUAUUGAAUUGCUUGAGGUUUGGAUGGACCGAAUACUUGCGAUAUAGAAAUCUGAUGGUUUCUAUAUUGAGUGUUGUUACGUUAAAAAUCCCAGUACCAUCAGGGGUUUGGAUGUUAAUGAAUUUUGUAAUGAAUUCAUAGAAAUAUUUUCCAUCGUCUUUGAAAAAGACAUUAUAAGCACAGUUGGCUGGAGUGCCGUUUGCUGAAUGUGUUUUAAGAAUGAACUUGCACAUUGUAAUGAAAUAGUCAAAUAGUUGAAUAGUAGUUGAAAUAGACCGGUUUUCAGUUAGACAUACGCAUUUAGUGACAGGAAUAUAAUUUUAAAUAGUACUUAAGAAUCGAAUGAUUGAGUUUCAUAUUGUAUUGUAUCAGAACAUACUACUGAAAAGCAAUCGUCUGUUUUUAAAAAUAUUGUGACUGAAUGAAAUGAUUUCCAUUUUUCACUUAUCCAUUCUUAAAACGAAUUCUAUUCCGAAAACAAAAACGAAGAUAAACAAAUCUAAAAAACAAUGCUUAAAACUAAACAAAUACUGAGUUAUUAGUGAAAAAUAAUUUGUAUCUUUUGGAUAAUCGAAUUCUAGUUUCGCAAAAGAUAAUCUUUCUCUGAAUUUAUUAGUGCUAUACUUAUUCAUCUUGUACCGUACUUCUCAGCACAUUUACUCUAUAUUAUAAAUAUUUAACUGGUUCAAGUAACAAAGGCAUCCGUUACGAAGCAAAAAGUUCUGAGUUUAAAGGACUUCAGUUUCGGUACUAACCUAUGUAAAUUUAUUCCCUGGGAAGAAAGGAAAGAUUCUACUCUAAAAUAAAACUAAAGGAAAAAAUUAUGCUUCUCGAGUCGAAGGGGAAUUAAUGCUAAUGAAUUCGUAACUGAUUCAAGGUAGCUAAAUGCGCAAGUUUCAAUUGAAACAUGAAGAAUAAGAAAAUGUACGGACAAUUUUUAAAACAAUGUAACUCGAGGAACUGGAUCAUUUUAUAGAUUUUGUGCUACAAGAAUCAUUAAACUAGAGUUGGUAUGUAC